This is a messenger RNA of Drosophila willistoni, 1976 nucleotides long. RefSeq names its product alpha-taxilin. NCBI's taxonomy places the organism in Eukaryota, Metazoa, Arthropoda, Insecta, Diptera, Drosophilidae. Gene Ontology annotation, molecular function: syntaxin binding. The transcript has 4 exons. Bases 105 to 1721 code for a protein of 538 amino acids. The record is from RefSeq and is a predicted model, not a curated record.
UUUAUAUGUAGGAAAUACAGCAGGCUGCUACGGCAAAUAUAGUAAAAAUUCGAAACGAGAAUCUAGCAGUUUAUAUAUAGCAUUCACAUUUACUUUGUUUAGUUAUGGAAAAGUUAAGCAAAAAUAAGCGUGUGGCACGUGAGGAGAAGCAGCGAGACCAGAAAAUGGAAGAGCAGGUGCUCAAAUCGCUGGAUGACUGUCCCAAUGAUGAGGAGAAAGUCAAACAGUUGCUGCAACGCUCGGUGGAGAGUGAGAAAACGGUGAACCGACUUACCACCGAGAUCCGUGCCAUGCAGCGGCAAAUGGAGAACCAGCAGAGGGAACUCAAUAAGAGUGUCCUGAUGCGUGACAAACUGCAAGAGGUGUGCCGGGAGCAGCAGCGUAUCAUCAAAUCGGUGAAGAAUGAGGGCAUGCUACAAAUCAAGGUGGAGGAAGAGCGUCGCAAGGAGAGCCAAUUGAAAUUUCAGAGUUCCCUCAACGAAGUGCAAAAAUCUCUGGCCAAAAACAACGAUGAGAACAUCAAAUUGCGCGAUUACAACAUCGAAAUGACCAAAAAGUUAAAACUAUUGGCCGAACAAUAUCAGACGCGCGAACAGCACCUGGAAAAGCUAAAUGAGCAAGUGCAUCUGGAAUCUCAGCUGCAUCAGGCCAAACUUAGUAAGGCCCAAGUGGAGGCAGCCAUGGAAAAGGAAAUUCUCACCAAAGAAAAUCAAAUUGGUCUGGAGAAGCUAUUGCAAGCCCAACGUGCCAUCAAGGCUCUAACGGAACGAGAGCAACAGCUGAAGGAACAACUGAAUAUCUAUACGGCCAAAUAUGAUGACUUCCAGCAAUCGUUGCAGAAAUCAAAUGAAGUCUUUGGCAGCUACAAAGUCGAGCUGGAAAAGAUGUCAAAGAAUUCGAAGAAAAUCGAAAAAGAGGCCCUGGGUUGGCGUCAAAAGUAUGAGAAGUCCAAUGCCAUGGUGAUUGAAUUGGUCACCGAGAAGCAAUUGCGGGAUCAACAGUCGGAUCGCCUCCAUAAGCAAGUUGUGCAAUUACAGAAGCUAUUGCGAGCCCUUCAGCUGGAAAGAACGUCGCUACACACUUGCCUAAGAGACAAUAAUAUUGAGAUUCCGGCAAUGCCGCAAUUGCCACCAGAACCGGAGCCGAUUAAAGUGGCACCCGUCAAUACAAAUGACAAGGCCAAAAUGGAACUAAUGACGCGUAAUUGUGCCGAAUUGAAGCAAACUUUGGCCAAUUUGCAGAAUCAAAUGAAACUGCUAACCACCAGUGAGGGCAAAUCGGUGGCAAGUGAGGAGCAACAACAAAAUUCUCAUCAACAAAAUAAGCAGGCAAAUAACACAAAUAAUAAGAAAAACCAGAAGAAAAAGGAUAAGAAAUCGAAGGCUAAAGCCAAAGCAAAUGCCGCCGCUGCCAAUGCCGAGCCCACUGAGCCUGAACAAGAGACUGAACCAAAUCAACAGGAUAAAGUUGUGGAGGAGCAGCAAUUGGAAGAACAGUCAAAUGCUGAGUUACAGCACGCGGCUGGAGAUGGCAUUAACAUCGCCAGCUCUAAGGAUGCUCAACAGCAAACGACAACAACUACCGCCGAAAAAGUGCCAACAACCGAUGACUUGGAAUCUGAUGGAUCUAAUGACGAUGGCUGCUCUACCCCCACGAACGAAACCAUCGAUGCCGUCGAUAUAUCCGAAGUGCCUGCUCUAAUUGAUGCUGCUGCUGAUUAGAGACUAAAUCUAGACUCUAUAGACUGUCUAGACUAUUUGUUUAGAACCUCCCGCCCUCGUGUACGUUGAGCAUUUUGUCAUUAUCCAUUUUUCAGGAAUCAAAUCAUUAAACAUGAAGAGUUUUUUUGUACUAGUUAUUUAUUUUAAUUCAUAUAUAUAUAUGUAUAAUGUAUUUAUUAACAAAACCAAUUGUCGGAUUCAGUCAAACAAAAUUGCCUAAAUGAAACAUUUAUUAAAGAAAAUUAUAAUGUCAAA